Messenger RNA from Lolium rigidum, 1583 nucleotides. Its product is annotated as anthocyanidin 3-O-glucoside 6''-O-acyltransferase-like. Lineage: Eukaryota; Viridiplantae; Streptophyta; Magnoliopsida; Poales; Poaceae. The record is from RefSeq and is a predicted model, not a curated record. The transcript has a single exon. The coding region runs from base 1 to 1359 and encodes 452 amino acids.
AUGGCCACCAAGCUCCUCGACAAGCUCGCCGUCGCGGCCGACCCGCCCCCGCCGGGCGGCGGCGCGCUGCCGCUCACCUUCUUCGACGUGCCCUGGAUCUUCACGGGCCCCGUGGAGCGCGUCUUCUUCUACCCCUACCCGCACCCCGUCCACCAAUUCACCGCCUCCCUCCUCCCCCGCCUCGUCUCCUCCCUCGCCGCCGCGCUCGGCCGCUUCUACCCCCUCCUCGGCCGCGUCCGCCCUCGCGCCGACGGCGAGGGGUACGAGUUCUGCUCCGCGGAUGGCGACGCCGUCGAGCUCACCGUCGCCGAGAGCGAGGACGACUUCGAGGAGCUCGCCGGCGACGGGCCCCGGGACGUCGCCCGGCUCUACUCGCUCGUGCCGCGGCUCCCCGCGCCGGGGGAGGAGGGGUUCGCGCUCGCCGCCGUGCAGGUGACCGUGUUCGCCGGCCGCGGGAUCGCCGUUGGCGUGUCGAUACACCAUGUCGCCUGCGACGACUCCAGCUACAUGCAUUUCGUCAAGACCUGGGCCGGCCACUGCCGUCUUGCCGCCGCCCGUGAUGAAGAGGAAGCCGGUGCGGUGCCCCCUCCGCCGUUCUUGGACCGCGCCGUCAUCGCGGACCCCGACGGUCUCGCCGCGAGGACGCUCGACGAAAUGCGGCAGCUGGCGGCGAGCGGGCCUCCCCCCGCGCCUCCUCCAGGCCCACCGCCGAAGCUGGUCAUCGCGUCCUUCACGCUCGCGCGCGGCUGCAUCGACAAGCUCAAGCAGCGCGUGGCCGCCAACGCCGCCGCCACGGCCGGCGUCCACUGCUCAGCGUUCACGGUGGCGUGCGCGUUCGCGUGGGCGUGCCUGGCGCGCGCGGGGGCCGCGGCCUGCGACCAGGACCUCGCGCACCUGCUCUUCUCGGUGGAGUGCCGGCGCCGCCUCGCCCCGCCGGUGCCGCAGGAGUACCUGGGCAACUGCCUGCGGCCCUGCUUCGUGGAGGUCGGCGCGCGCGACCUGCUCGCGCCCGACGGCGUCGCCACGGCCGCCGCCGCGAUCGGCGCCUCCAUCAGGGCGCUGGACGUUGCCGGCGGCGUGAUGGCCGGCGCCGAGGGGUGGUUCCAGAAGAUCCUCUCGCUGGUGCCGCGGCGGCCCAUGUCCGUCGGCGGCUCGCCGCGGUAUGGCGUCUACGACACCGACUUCGGGCUCGGCCGCCCAACCAAGGUCGAGCUGGUGUCCAUCGACAAGACGCCCGGCACGGUGUCGCUGGCCGAGGGCACCGACGGGGAACGCGGGAUCGAGGUCGGCGUGGCGCUGCCGGAGGCCGAGAUGGCGCGGUUCGCAUCCUGCUUCGCCGAUGGCCUGCUGCAGCUAUGAGAGAUCUUGCAGCUGGCCACUGCAAGAACAAGAGGAAAACUACAGUAGUUGUUUUCGCUGUUCAUAUUGCCAAAUUGCAAUUGCUGCUAGUGUAUACUACUACGGAGUAAAAUGUAUAUUUCAGAGCUGGAUAAUAAUACUACUAAAAUUGAAAUAUCAGAAAAUGUGAGCAUCUUAGUGCUGAUCAACACACGGAUUAGCAAUGGGUUUUGACCAUUAUCAAU